Molecule: messenger RNA, 796 nt
Organism: Nicrophorus vespilloides
Lineage: Eukaryota; Metazoa; Arthropoda; Insecta; Coleoptera; Silphidae
Product: tachykinin-like peptides receptor 86C
Exons: 4
Coding region: 32-580 (182 amino acids)
Biological process (GO): G protein-coupled receptor signaling pathway
Cellular component (GO): plasma membrane
Molecular function (GO): tachykinin receptor activity
Source: RefSeq, a predicted model, not a curated record
GAAAAUCAAUCUGGCACGAGCUGAGAAGCGCAUGAAAAUUUCCUCUUUCUCUCCUAGAGUUGUGAAGAUGUUCAUUUUCAUCGUUUUCGUCUUCGGAAUCUGCUGGCUACCUUACCACGCGUACUUCAUCUACACACAUUUCGAUCGCAAAGUCCUCUACAGCAAAUACGUGCAGCACGUCUACUUGGCAUUCUAUUGGUUCGCCAUGGCUAACGCAAUGGUCAAUCCAUUGAUUUAUUACUGGAUGAACACAAGAUUUCGCAGGUAUUUCCGAAGGGCCAUAUGCUGCUGGAGGAUACUUAUAGAUCGCAACUGGCAAGAUUCGAUGGACAGUCCUACAAACAACGGACAAUCCUUCAUGAAAUCAGGGCUCAGUCGCAGGAGCACAAGGGGAGGCACGGAGCGUAUGAAUACCCUUUCGACGAGGAUUUAUUUUGAUAGGCAACAUCAGCAAAAGCAGCAGUCUUCGCAACAGCAGAAAGACGAGCAACAGGACAGGCGGAAAGCUGACGAAGGGACGAUCGUAUCCAACGGAUCGAUGCGGAAACAAAGGCAUUCCGUUGCAGCUACAGAACUAUAAUAGAUGAUUUAAGAUAAGUAGAUGAUGUUAAUUGAAGAUGGAGAGAGAAUGAAUGGAAAUGGUAUUUAUAUGAUAGUAGAUACACAAAGGUUUAAGUGUGUUAGCUCAUUUAAGAGUUUAUCCGCAAGGUUAAAGAUUUCAGUCUGAAUUUAAGCUUAAUCUAUGUAUUUUUCAUCAUUACUUAAUUAGUUCAAACGAUCUGUAUCAAGAGUAAAA